GUGCUGCAAAUUUCUAGUUUUAUAACACUUAAUGAAGUUUAUGGUAGGGGGACGGACAUUACGGAUUUUUUGUCACAAACUAAUUUUUUAUGAGAUAUUCGGCUAUAUUUAUUUAUAGACUUGAUGUACAAAUAUGAUACUUUGACUAUUUCAACUUACAUAUUUUUCAAACUUUUCAAGGCCAUCUCACAUGUUCUAGCACCAAAAGAUACUACUUUUUUCUUCACUUUUUUAAGUAUCGUAGUUUGACACGUUUUCGAUACGUACAUGUUUUCGAUACUGUAACCUUUAUGCGCAUGAUUUUUUAACCGGAAGUUAAAUGACGUCAUUGUUUGUUUACACUACGCACCGCACUCGUCCUCUUUCGACCUGGAGCGAAACUUCUUCAAAAUGCGUCAAAAGCAAGUAAAUCCUGCAUCAAAGUAUAGGAUGUACUCACCUACAGCAAUGACUAAUGCCUAUCAGGCAGUAAGAGAGAUGAGGCUUCCAGUUAAAACUGCUGCACGGCAAUAUGGUGUACCGCAGACGACCUUGCGUGAUCGGGUUCUUGGGAGAAUAGACCCAGAAACAACAUCAUCUGGACCCCAGGCUUUGCUCAGUCAACAUGAAGAGGCAGUAUUUGUUGAACACAUAAAGGCUAUGGCUCAGUUGGGAUACGGUUAUUCGCGAAGUGAGCUGAUUGACCAAGCAUCCAAUUAUGCUGUGUUCCUUGGUAAACGUGAUCAGGAACAUCCUUUGAGUGACAGAUGGUAUCGAUCUUUCAUGGACAGAUGGCCAGAACUUAAAAAAGUGAAACCCAGAUCACUUGUUAAUUAUAGGGCACAAGCAACUUCAAAGGAAAAAGUAACUGCUUACUUUGAUGAUCUUAAAUCUGCUUUGCUGAAAGACAAUUUAAUGGACAAACCUGAACAUAUAUAUAAUGUUGAUGAAAAGGGAAUUCAAACUGAGCAUAGCCCACCAUAUAUCAUUUGUGCUGAGAGUUCUACACCUGCAAUUACAUCAGCUAGAACAUGUAUUACUACAAUACUAGGAUGUGGUAACGCAUUAGGGACACAAAUACCUCCUUACUUUAUAUUCAAAGGCAAACGCAUGAGAAGUGAACUCCUAGAGGGGGCAAGUCCUGGCACGCAAGGAACAGUGACUGAAAGUGGGUGGUCAAAUUCAGAUGUGUUCCUAGAAUACUUAGAUACCCAUUUUCUGAAGUAUGUGCAACGUCCAAGUGAAGAUCAGCCACUGCUACUCAUCUUCGAUGGCCAUAAGUCACACAUUACCAUACCAGUUAUCAACUGGGCCAAGGAGCAUAAUGUGAGUUUAUUCGUAUUGCCAGCCCAUACUAGCCAUGUGCUCCAACCUCUGGACGUAGGUUGCUAUGGACCCAUGCAGCGCAUUUAUAAUGCUCAGUGCCACAAGUUCCUAAGAGAAAACCCUUCUUCCAAGAUAACUAGGUAUGAUGUCUGCUCAUUGGCAUGCAAUGCUUAUACCUCUGCACUGUCAGUUGUAAACAUCAGGUCUGCAUUCAAGCGCACAGGGAUCUACCCUUUUAAUCCAGAAGUAAUUUUGGACACUCAGCUUGCACCUUCCAAGGCAUACUUAGUUCCUGAACCUGAAACUGACAUACAUGACAUACAUGAAGCACACAGCAAUGCUACUACUGCUCCUCAACCAGCUGAAUUCUUUAAAACAGCUGAAAAGUUCAUAACAGAUAAACAGACAUUUGAACAUAAACAGCCGAACAAAACAAUCAGCAGCAUUGUAUCUGGAAAAUCCAUUACAUCUCCAACUGUUGAAGCGCAAAUUAUUACCCACAAAUCUGAAACUAAAUCAAAACCAUCAAGCAAGAGUGGGAAUGUGAAAAAAUGUAGUAUACCUUCAUCCACUAGCAGUAAACGGCAGCGUGUACAUAGCCCACAGCCAGGUCCAUCAAGACAAACAGCUACUAAAGCAUUGUCUGCUGAAUCUGAUUACUCUUCAGGAGAUGAGAUUACUGACGAUGAGAAAUGUUGUGCCUGUCAUUUAUUUCAGCCAAAAGAGCUUCAAAACUGUGUCUCAGUUGUAUUUACAAAAUGGGCUCAGUGUGACUAUCCGGCAUGUGGACACUGGACACAUCUCAAGUACUGUUGCAAACAGUCUGUAGUCAGACUACAUGAUGAGUUCUUCUGUCCAUGUCAUGACAAUACUUACACAGAAGAGUGAGAAAACUGUAUGUUAUCACUGUUCAAGGGUUUCUUGUGUUCAUGUUUUUAGAGUUGUUAAUAAAUUUUGGACCAUGACUGUACAUAGCUACUCUUCCUAGUGGAGGAAGAUAAGGUAUCGAAAACAUAUCAACAUUGCAAAUGGCGGCCUAGUUUGACAGGUGUUAUAAAACUGUUUAUUAUAAUACAACUGGUGAUUUAAAUUUUUAUAAUAGCAGCACUGUUUGUGUGAUUAUAGUCAUAUUAAAUGGUAAUUUACUUGA
Messenger RNA from Mercenaria mercenaria, 2455 nucleotides. RefSeq lists its product as uncharacterized. NCBI's taxonomy places the organism in Eukaryota, Metazoa, Mollusca, Bivalvia, Venerida, Veneridae. The transcript is spliced from 2 exons. The coding region runs from base 391 to 2193 and encodes 600 amino acids. Gene Ontology annotation, cellular component: nucleus. Gene Ontology annotation, molecular function: DNA binding. The record is from RefSeq and is a predicted model, not a curated record.